UAAAAUCCCCUACUACUCUCUCUCUCUCUCUCUCUCCCGCUUGAAAGACCCUCCGAAUGUCCAGAGGUUUAGGGUUUCUAAUUCAUAGUUUUGAUCCUCAGUAACCUGUAUAAUCUCUCUACACUUUCGAUUAACUUAUAGGGAAACAAUCAGUAACAAUCAUAGAAAUGGCGGCUUUCAGUGCACUCUCGCUAUGCCCCCACAAUUUAUCUUGUCGACCAAACCCUAACAGGCGUCGCUUUUUGUGCUCUCUCGCCUCUCCUUCUUCAAUAGGUACGCGGGGACCUAAAGUACCCCGUAAAAAAUCAGGAAGAUUGGAAGGGGCUGGAAAAAGUAUGGAAGAUUCUGUUCAGCGUAAGAUGGAACAGUUUUAUGAAGGGUCUGAUGGUCCACCUCUCCGUGUCCUUCCAAUUGGAGGCCUGGGUGAAAUUGGGAUGAAUUGCAUGCUUGUUGGGAAUUAUGAUCGUUUUAUUUUGAUCGAUGCUGGUGUUAUGUUUACGGACUAUGAUGAGCUUGGUGUCCAGAAAAUUAUACCUGAUACCACCUUUAUAAGAAAAUGGAGUCACAAAAUUGAAGCAGUUGUCAUAACACAUGGUCAUGAGGAUCACAUUGGUGCGUUGCCUUGGAUGUUGAAGACACUGAUUCACUUGUGUUUUGAAUAGAGAAGUUGAGAAUACGCCAUUCAAGAGGUUCAUAUAUUAAUUACUUGCUACAUUGAUGAUUUAUUUGAUGGGGUCAAAAAACAAUCUGUGAAAAGUACCUAUAUGAUCAUUAGCUGCUCUAUAUUUUGAUGCAGAACUCAAUUCAUUGGUAUGAGUUUUGAUGUAGGAUGACAUUACAGUGAAGCAAAUAGCCGAUAACUACCCAUUAGUAUGUUCACCACAUAUACAAGUUCAGCUGGCAGAUAUAGCAUUUUGUUC
Molecule: messenger RNA, 920 nt
Organism: Camellia sinensis
Lineage: Eukaryota; Viridiplantae; Streptophyta; Magnoliopsida; Ericales; Theaceae
Source: RefSeq, a predicted model, not a curated record